Messenger RNA from Lucilia cuprina (Australian sheep blowfly), 1222 nucleotides. RefSeq names its product ras-related protein Rab6-like. The transcript has a single exon. Bases 356 to 1006 code for a protein of 216 amino acids. The record is from RefSeq and is a predicted model, not a curated record. Gene Ontology annotation, molecular function: GTPase activity; GTP binding. NCBI's taxonomy places the organism in Eukaryota, Metazoa, Arthropoda, Insecta, Diptera, Calliphoridae.
AGUUCAGCUCUAAUACAGAACUAGAGCAGUUCAGUGAUAGUUAUGUUCUUGUUAUAAACAUUAAAAUAAUUAAUCGUUUAAUUCGUAAUGCAUAAUAUUAUUCAAUAUAAUGACACGAUUACUAUAAAUAAAUUUACUUGUAAGAAAUAAAGAAAACGAAAACCGCAACAAAUAUACUAUUAUGCAGCAAAAUUAAAUUAUAAAAAAGUACAAACGCAAGAAAAAGUAUUGAUCGAAUGGAUAGAACUUAAAACUUUUAAAUUAAAUAGUUAUUGGACAGAAGCAAGAAAGAAACUUUUUAUAUUUUCUAAAACAUUAAUUUAAUACCUUAGCUUUGUGUAAAAUAAAAUUAAAAAUGUCGAUCGGUGUAAAACUUAUGCGUAGAAUUAAAGUGAUUUUCGUAGGAGAACAUAGUGUGGGUAAAACGUCUAUAAUUACUCGCUUCAUGUAUGACAGUUUCGACACCACAUACAAGGCCACUGUGGGCAUUGAUUACUUAUCAAAAAUCCUCUACUUAGAAGAUCGUACACUACGUCUCCAAUUGUGGGAUACAGCUGGACAGGAACGUUUCCGUUCCAUAAUACCCUCCUACAUAAGGGAUUCAAAAGUGGCCGUGAUAGUAUACGAUGUCACGAAUACAAAAUCUUUCGAUCUGACUACCAAAUGGAUCGAAGAUGUACGCGUCGAACGUGGUAAUGAAAUCAUUAUUAUGUUAGUUGGUAAUAAAAGUGAUCUGCACGACAAGCGGCAGGUGUCGUCAGAAGAGGGAGCACGUAGAGCUGAAGAAUUAAAUGCCAUGUUCAUUGAAACAAGUGCAAAAAAUGGAAAUAAUGUAAAGGAAUUGUUUAUACGUGUAGGCCAAGCACUGCCAGAACUCGAUUCACCGACGACUCCAACUGCAAACCGAAAAUUUUCCGAAGAUAUUCCAAUUUCAUUAGCGCAUCAAUUAGAGAAUAAAGAGGAAAGUAAAAAGGAUAAUAAAACAUGUUGUUCUUGUGGAAAUUAAGAUUAUUUUUAUUAAUUCUCCAUUUUUGUUUAAUAUUUUUAUGAAAUUCCAAUAAUUGUUAAUAAAUAUAAACUUUUUUCAUUAUUUAACGUUCAGAAAAUACUUCAAAAUUCUAAUAAUGUUGAUAUAUCCUGGUAUAUAUUCAACAUAUUUUUACUAAAAAAUUUUUAGGUUCUAAAAAUUAACACUAAUUUAGAAAAAUAAAAUUUUUUUCUU